Molecule: messenger RNA, 1664 nt
Organism: Hymenoscyphus albidus
Lineage: Eukaryota; Fungi; Ascomycota; Leotiomycetes; Helotiales; Helotiaceae
Source: the annotation of a GenBank genome assembly
AAUAACUCAGUAUGUCCUCAACUCGAGAAGGUUCGCUAUCCGCACUCUCACCCCAAGAUGAAGAUGUUUUCCGCUAUCACUUUAGUAAAGGUCCUUCCUGCCCUGGCUUCUUAUGUAUCAGCUGCUGCUAGCUAUCCACCUAUACCGGCGGACUUGACGACACCGUUCCAGAUGAGAAUUGCGAUAAAUGGACCAAAUGGUAAGUAAUCGUCCUAGAAAUUACCUCAGUAAGAAAGUACUGACUUUAUCAGCCAUUUCUGUGGGGUGGAACACCUACGAAAAGCUCGCUUCACCUUGUGUUCAACAUGGUCUAUCUAGUGAUGCACUUACUCUCGAGGAGUGCUCCACUACUUCUGUCACGUACUCAACAUCCAGAACUUGGUUCAACUCAGUGAUACUACCCAAUCUGACACCAGCAAUCACGUACUAUUACAAAAUCGUAUCCACAAACUCGACGAUUGAGCAAUUCAUGAGCCCUCGUGUGGCAGGUGACAAGACACAAUUUGCACUCAAUGCUAUCGUCGAUCUCGGCGUAUAUGGUGCGGACGGCUUCACAACCUCUGGCGACGCGAGCAAGCGAGAGACCAUACCGCAUGUGAUGCCUUCACUCAACCACACCACUAUCGGUCGACUAGCGACCACCAUCAAUGACUACGAACUCAUCAUUCAUCCAGGAGAUCUGGCUUACGCUGACGACUGGUACCUCGCACCCAAGAACUGGUUUGACGGUACUGAUGCGUACGAAGCCAUCUUGGAAAACUUUUAUGAGCAGCUCGCACCCAUCUCCGGACGGAAACCAUAUAUGGUUUCCCCUGGAAAUCAUGAGGCAGACUGUGAGGAAGUCGUUCUGAUAGCUCAGCUUUGUCCCGCAGGACAGAGAAACUUUACCGACUUUACGAAUCGCUUCGGCCAAACCAUGCCGACUACUUUCGACUCCACAUCAUCCAACAAUACCGUCAAGGUACUCGCCAAUACCGCCAAGAUACUCGCUAACCCGCCUUUCUGGUUUUCGUUUGAGUACGGAAUGGUUCACGUCGUUAUGUUUAACACUGAGACAGAUUUCCCCAACUCACCCGACGGACCAGGAACGACGCUCAACAGUGGGAACUUCGGUGCUUUGGGCCAACAACUAGCAUUUCUCCAGGCAGAUCUCGCAUCGGUCGAUCGUACCAUCACUCCCUGGCUCGUGGUCGCCGGUCAUCGUCCCUGGUACUCCACUGGGAGCUCCGGUUCGCGAUGCACCGAAUGCCAGACCGCAUUCGAAGCAAUCUUCUAUCAAUACGGUGUCGAUCUCGAGAUCUUCGGGCAUAUCCAUAACUCGCAGCGUUUUUUGCCGCAGUUUAAUGGCGUGGCUGAUCCCAAUGGCAUGAAUGAUCCGAAAGCCCCUAUGUCUAUCAUCUCGGGAGGAACUGGAAAUAUUGAAGGCCUGAGCAGUGUUGGCACUGUUACUGCAAAUAACGCUUUCGCAUAUGCUGAUGACUUCUCUUAUGCCACUGUUAAAUUUCUGAAUACUACUAAUCUACAGAUCGAGUUUAUCAAUUCUGCUACGGGCGCGGUGCUGGACUCGUCGGUAUUAUACAAGUCACACACGCAGCAAUUUGUGGAUCAGUCUUAGUUUUAUUGCAAUUGUGUGCGAGCACGCUUGAAAAUUGCAUGUCUUCCUG